UGCAUGUACUCGUGCGUGAGGCGAGUGGAGCCGGAGACGAAACCAGAGGCCGAACUCGGGAUCUGACAAGAUGGCCGGGCUGCCCCGCAGGAUCAUCAAGGAAACCCAGCGUUUGCUGGCAGAACCAGUUCCUGGCAUUAAAGCAGAACCAGAUGAGAGCAACGCCCGUUAUUUUCAUGUGGUCACUGCUGGCCCCCAGGAUUCCCCCUUUGAGGGAGGGACUUUUAAACUUGAACUAUUUCUUCCAGAAGAAUACCCAAUGGCAGCACCUAAAGUACUUUUCAUGACCAAAAUUUAUCAUCCUAAUGUAGACAAGUUGGGAAGAAUAUGUUUAGAUAUAUUGAAAGAUAAGUGGUCCCCAGCACUGCAGAUCCGCACAGUUCUGCUAUCGAUCCAGGCUUUGUUAAGUGCUCCUAAUCCAGAUGAUCCAUUAGCAAAUGAUGUAGCGGAGCAGUGGAAGACCAACGAAGCCCAAGCCAUAGAAACAGCUAGAGCAUGGACUAGGCUAUAUGCCAUGAAUAAUAUUUAAAUCGAUCCGAUCAUCAAGUGUGCAUCACUUCUCCUGUUCUGCCAAGACUUCUUUUUUGUUUGCAUUUAAUG
Messenger RNA from Sciurus carolinensis (gray squirrel), 600 nucleotides. RefSeq names its product ubiquitin-conjugating enzyme E2 N-like. Gene Ontology annotation, cellular component: nucleus. Gene Ontology annotation, biological process: DNA damage tolerance; protein K63-linked ubiquitination. The record is from RefSeq and is a predicted model, not a curated record. Lineage: Eukaryota; Metazoa; Chordata; Mammalia; Rodentia; Sciuridae. Gene Ontology annotation, molecular function: ubiquitin conjugating enzyme activity. Bases 71 to 529 code for a protein of 152 amino acids. The transcript has a single exon.